Molecule: messenger RNA, 1608 nt
Organism: Brenthis ino (lesser marbled fritillary)
Lineage: Eukaryota; Metazoa; Arthropoda; Insecta; Lepidoptera; Nymphalidae
Source: the annotation of a GenBank genome assembly
AUGGAGGCCCGGAGGAUAGAAAAAUGUACAAAAAGUAACGUAAUGGGUGAUUGUUGCUGCAAAGAAAAGGAACAGGAUGAGACAAACUAUGCGCCUACAACCACACCAGCUUUGUCUGCUAUGAUAUUGGAACAACAUCUGAAAAUACCAAAAGUAGUUGAUCCUAAGGUUAUAGAUCAACUUAUCCUAGAAAUGCUCACUGUGGCGGCAUCACGGGUUGAUACGGAUGAGGAAUCUCCGGUGUCACUCGUGAAGCUGCACGCGAUUGCCGAUAAAGAAGAUGGUUGGAUUCAGAUGGUAUCAUCUAUGGUGAAUGUCAUACCAUUAGACGAUCCCUUCGGACCCACUGCCAUAUCCAUACUCUUAGAUGAUUGUCCUUUACCGUCCAGAGAAUCAGUAAUUAAAGUGACGCAUCUGUUCAGAUUGUCGGUAGAGCGCGCCACCAUCGGCGAUGUGAAUGUACGCGUGGAAAGAAACCUUUGUGUGGCUUUGGGUUGCAUUGCCGAAAAACUUGUAGGUCCCAACAGUGUAGCAAUAUUGACUAACAAUACACUCGAAUAUUUACUCACUUUCCUGAAACCCCACUGUGAGCCUUGCAUAGUUUUGUUUGCACUCAUAGCUUUAGAAAAAUUUGCUCAUACGACAGAGAAUAAAUUAACUAUAAAGAAUCGUCUGGAACAAUUAGAAGAGCACCCUUUGUUGGAGUUAGAAAAGUAUGCCAACAGUGAUGAUUGUAUGUGGCGGCAAGUCGGCUUCUGUGCCACUUGGGCUUUAGAUAAUCUUUUUAUCGUCGAUGGCAGAAAGCUGUCUUACGAAACGGUAGACAUGACUGGAAUAAAUGCGUUGCUAAAUUCUCACGACGUUAGUGAAUAUUUGCAAAUAUCGUGCAACGGCUUGGAGGCGAGAUGCGACUCGUAUUCAUUUGAGAGUGUAAGAUGCACUUUCCAAGUGGAUGAGGGUUGUUGGUACUACGAGUCUAUAAUAGUAACGCCCGGUGUGAUGCAAAUUGGCUGGGCAACUAAGAAUAGUCACUUCCUUAACGACGAAGGUUAUGGUAUAGGCGAUGAUCUGUAUUCACUAUCGUACGAUGGUUGUCGUAAGCUCGUGUGGUACAAUGCGAAGCCGACACCAGUCGCCAAUGUGCCGGCUUGGCGUCCUGGCGACAUUCUUGGAUGUCUUAUAGAUCUCAAUACUAAAGAAUUAAUAUUCUCACUGAAUGGUCACCGGUUGCCGCCAUGUCGAGACAUAUUCGAAACAACAAGGUAUGGUUUCUUUGCCGCGGCAAGUUUCAUGGCCUACCAACAAUGUCGUUUCAAUUUCGGCAAUAGGCCAUUCAAAUUUCCGCCUGCUGAUAGAGAAUUUAGCACUUUCAACGACCACGGAGUAUUAACUGAGGAACAAAAAAAGGUGAUACCUCGCAGGAUAUAUUUAGAACAGUUGAGAUGCUCGAGCGUGAAGGAAGACUCUUGCACGUUAUGCUUCGAUGACUCGCCUUGCUGCAUUCUGGAACCUUGUGGACAUCGCGGUUUCUGUUCUCUAUGCACGUCCCAACUGAAGGAAUGUCCAAUGUGCAGAGCGAACAUACUCAAUGUGAAGAAGGAAAAUACU